This is a messenger RNA of Pantherophis guttatus, 2864 nucleotides long. RefSeq names its product melanin-concentrating hormone receptor 1-like. Lineage: Eukaryota; Metazoa; Chordata; Lepidosauria; Squamata; Colubridae. Gene Ontology annotation, molecular function: neuropeptide binding; melanin-concentrating hormone receptor activity. Gene Ontology annotation, cellular component: neuron projection; plasma membrane. The record is from RefSeq and is a predicted model, not a curated record. Gene Ontology annotation, biological process: neuropeptide signaling pathway.
UACGCAGCCUCCAACCAGAUCAGCGGAUGGAAAGACUGUUUUGGGCAUGUGAAGGUGUGACUGUGGACAUUUAAAGAAGUGACAUGAAUGUCUGUGGGCUCAGAAGGCAAAUUAUUCCAUUGCCACUUUGACAAGCAUCAGCUGGAACUUCUGUUAAGUUCCUCCACUUAGGAAUCCUUGUCCUUGCGCUGAGCUUCUCUUGUCUUUGCUUGAUCACACCUGUAGGAGACCAAUGCUAGCAGUCAAGCGGAGCACUGUAGCCUAAGACAAGGCAGGCUGAUUUCGGAUUCCUCUGUUUGCCGUCUUUCACCCAUACCAUCCGACUGGAAGAUACAGCAGGCAAAGAAAUGGCUGUAGAGAACGCAACCAGGGUCUCUUUCCUAAGGAAUUCCUCCAGCUUCCCUGUCAGGAAUGAAUCAAGAUUGGAAAGGACAACUCCCUACACCAAUGUGAUCAUGCCUAGCUUAUUUGGCAUCAUUUGUUUUCUUGGCAUAGUCGGGAAUCUUAUUGUGAUCUACACCAUCAUCAAAAAGAAGAAGCUUCGGUGCAAACAGACGGUGCCUGACAUCUUCAUUUUCAACCUCUCUAUUGUAGACUUGCUAUUCCUGCUGGGCAUGCCCUUUCUCAUCCACCAACUCCUUGGCAACGGUUCCUGGUAUUUUGGAGCUCCGUUGUGCACUAUCAUCACCGCCCUGGACACCCACAGCCAGAUUACGAGCACCAACAUCCUGACAGUCAUGACCUUAGAUCGUUACCUGGCCACGGUCUAUCCUCUGAGAUCUACUUAUGUCCGAACUCCAUGUGUAGCAACCUUGGUUAUCAGCCUGGUGUGGCUCCUCUCAUUUCUGACCAUCAUCCCUGUGUGGAUGUAUGCAGGACUGAUGCCUUUGGAUGAUGGGACUGUCCGGUGCGCUCUUUUGCUUCCCAACCCUGAGACUGAUGUCUACUGGUUCACCAUCUACCAGUUCAUGCUAGCUUUUGCAAUUCCACUGAUCAUCAUAUGUGUGGUGUACUUUAAAAUGCUCCAGCAUAUGGCCACCACUGUUGUGCCCUUACCACAGAGAAGUCUUCAGGCUCGUACCAAGAAGGUCACUCGGAUGGCUGUUGCCAUCUGCUCGGCCUUCUUCAUUUGCUGGGCACCCUUCUAUAUCCUUCAGCUGGCCCAUUUGGGAAUAGGCACCCCUUCUGUUGCUUUUUUCUAUGCCUACAAUUUUGCCAUCAGCUUAGGCUAUGCCAACAGCUGCCUCAAUCCUUUCCUCUACAUUGCCCUAAGUGAGACUUUUAAGCGCCAGUUUAUGGUAGCAAUCCACCCAGCCAAAGAACACUUCAGGGUAAACAAUCACAACCACAGCACGACGGAAGCCAGUGUGUGCUUGAAGCUUGCCCCAGAAUCCACUCAACAGACUCGGUUUUUGGAGGAGUUCUCCCCACGUUCAUUGCCUGUGACGGUUGCGGUUCACUAGUGGUCUUUCCUAAGAGAUUCAUAGUUCUGCUAUUUGAAAACCAAGAUAUGUUUUCCUUCGUAGUAAUCCAACACAUGAUAAACGUGUGGCUUCCUCAGAGCCACUGCUAGGCACAAGUCAAUGAGGUGUUAAUGGGAGUCUGAAAUGUGCAAACGCUAAUCGGUCAUUUAUUAUGAUACAUGAAGAGAAGUGAUGAAAUAAUUGCUGGGAGGACUGGAGGCAAGUAUCCACUUGAAAACUAUUGAAGAGCCAUUGAAAGUCAUAAUGUAGAAAUUAUCCCAUCGAUAACACAAAUGACCAAAAAAAAAAACAUCCCUCCCUCCCUUCUUUCAUAUCUAUCAACAUAUUUUAUAAGGCAUUUGAUUCCAGAUGAUUAUGGGUGGUAAACAACAAUAAAACAUCAUUUAAAAACAAUUGAUGAAGAAAAGCACAAUCGCUGUCAUGCACACCUCUUCCCAGAGGACAGGCAGAGCGUGCAUCAUCUCAUGGCACAUUAGACUCCAGAGGACGUUCCUCUCAUUUGCCUGGGAACAAGCUUUAUUAAGCGGUAUCAUGGACGUUAUUAGUUCCUGGUUUCUCAUUGAGCGAAAUAAUGUCUGCUUCGUGCCAAAUUGCCUUUGCAAAAAAUAGUAUAAAAUCAAAUCCAUUGUAGGCUUAACUAAUCAAGCCUGACAUAAACAAAGUGAGGAUCUGGGGAUGUUUCAUUACAGACAGUCCUCUCUUAACAAUUGGUUGCUUAAUAACCAUUCAAAAUACAAUGGAUUUUUAAAAAAUUACUUACAACACACACACACACACAGUUGCAUUUGGGGCACUUGGCAACUUCCUUGCAUUUACAACUGGUUGCAGUUUCCCAUGGUCAAGUGACCAGGAUUUAUUUAUUUAUUAGUCAUAUUUCUAUGCUGCCCACUCUUUGAGGACUCUGGGCGGCUUACACCAAAGACAGUAUACUAAAUAGCAUAUUGCCCCCAACAAUCUGGGUCCUCAUUUUACCCACCUCGGAAGGAUGGAAGGCUGAGUCAACCUUGAGCCGGUGAGAUUUGAUCCGCUGAUCUGCUGAACUAGCAGUCAGCUGAAGGAACUGCAGUACUGUACCCUAACCACUGCACCACCUCGGCUUUGCAAUUUUUUUUUUUUUUGCUGUUUUCCAGGAGAAAAACAGCAAAAAGCACCCAUUUGAUAUGCUGGAUUAUUUACCUACUGACCACCUGAUUCGCUCAAUGAGCAUAUGAUUCAUUUAAUGACUGCUCCCUUGCUUCAUGGCCAUAAAAAUGGUUGUAAAAUUGAGUCAGGUCACUUGGUGAUCCACGUAAUGACCACAAUGAAUUGCAACCAAAUUUCCAGGGUCAAUUGUGGUGGUAAAUCAAGGACUACCAGUAUUUAUGCCCCUGCAAAUAAAAA